Molecule: messenger RNA, 855 nt
Organism: Dermatophagoides farinae (American house dust mite)
Lineage: Eukaryota; Metazoa; Arthropoda; Arachnida; Sarcoptiformes; Pyroglyphidae
Source: RefSeq, a predicted model, not a curated record
AUGGCAAAAUUAGAUCCAACCAAGAAACUUUCAUUCAGCUUUUCUGGUUGUGGUUUCCUGGGCCCUUAUCAUCUCGGCGUUGCAUCUUGUCUUCUUAAAAAUAAACUAAUAUCACCGGAUACAAAAUUUUUAGGAGCAUCAGCCGGUUCAUUAGUAGCAGCUUGUCUUGCCUGCGAUAUUCCACCUGGCGAUUUUAUAUAUUUAGCAGUUCAUGUUAUUUUAGAAAAAUUGGAUAAAUCAUCAUUGAAUAUAAAUCGUCUUCUAUAUGAUCGUCUUAAGCUCAAAUUACCAAAUGAUGCACAUAUCAGGGCUAAUGGCCGUCUGUACAUAAGUGUUACCAGGAUUAGUGAUUUGAAAAAUGUUAUCAUCAAUCAAUUCAAAUCUAAAAAGGAACUGAUCAAGGCAUUACAAUGUUCAUGUUUUAUACCAUUAUGGUCGGGUUUAUUACCGCCUGAAUUUGAUGGCAUCUCAUAUAUUGAUGGUGGAUUGACGAAUAAUUCACCAAUAUUGGAUGAAAAUACUAUAACCGUAUCACCAUUUUCCGGUGGAGGUGACAUAUGUCCACCGGGUGAUGAUUUAUUUAAAUUUAAUUUUAAAAAUAUAACGAUAUCGAUAUCACCAUUAAGUAUAAAUCGCAAAUUAAAGGUAUUAUUUCCAAAUCCGUUCGAAUUGGACGAAAUAAAACAACAAGGUAUCGAUGAUGCACUUCGUUAUCUUAAACGUGACACAGAAAUAGAUAGGAGAUUCGGAUUUAUGGAGGCCACGCAAUUUAUUGGAUUGGGAAUUUUCCCGUUUUCACUGUUUCAGACUGUUUUUUCGAUGAUACAAACUUCAGUCCAUUCUAAACGGCCAUAA